Molecule: messenger RNA, 1341 nt
Organism: Heterobasidion irregulare TC 32-1
Lineage: Eukaryota; Fungi; Basidiomycota; Agaricomycetes; Russulales; Bondarzewiaceae
Exons: 10
Coding region: 1-1341 (446 amino acids)
Cellular component (GO): Swr1 complex
Molecular function (GO): nucleosome binding
Source: RefSeq, a predicted model, not a curated record
AUGAAGCGCACAUCGAUAGUCGUCGUCGACAAUGGUGCGUGCACCAUCAAAGCUGGCCUGGCCAGGCUUGUGCAGGAUCCCAGGGUAAUCCCCAACGCCGUCAUCCGUUCCAAGGGAGACAAGACAACCUACUUUGGUCACGAGUUCUACAAAUGUCGCGACCACUCAUCUCUGCACUAUCGCUUGCCUUUUGAGAAGGGUUAUUUGGUCGACUGGGACGCCCAAAAGGCCAUCUGGGACGGGAUGUUCUCAGAGGACGUACUCGCCAUUGAUACUUCUGAGUCAUCUCUAUUGAUCACAGAGCCGUACUUCAAUCUUCCGAAUAUACAAGAGGUCUAUGACCAGUUUGUGUUCGAAGAGUACGAUUUUCAGUCUUACUAUCGCUGCACACCGGCUUCUCUUGUACCUCGUGGUCGGCUUUUUUCGAGCGUGCCGCACCCUGAAUGCGUGCUCAUCGUGGACUCUGGAUUCAGUUUCACACACAUAGUUCCUAUCAUGGACGGCGCCGUGCUCUGGUAUGCGGUGAAACGGAUAGAUGUCGGAGGUAAGCUCCUGACGAACCAGCUCAAAGAGCUCGCGUCGUUCCGGCAAUGGAACAUGAUGGACGAGACAUACAUAGUGAAUGAGGUCAAAGAGACCUGCUGCUACGUCUCGAACCAAUUUUCGGCCGAUCUCGAGAUUUGUCGGACGAACCCGAAACAUAACCCCAUCCUUCAGGAGUAUGUUCUACCAGACUUUUCUACCAAUAGACGCGGUCAUGUAAGGAAGCCAGAUGAGAUGGCUUCGGAGACGGAUCAAGUGCUAUAUAUGGGCAACGAGAGAUUCUCAGUCCCUGAGAUCCUUUUUCGUCCUGACGAUAUAGGCAUGGGACAAUCUGGCGUCGCGAUGACUAUAGCACACUCUAUUGCGCUGCUACCCGAGGAUCUUCAAGGCAUGUUCUGGGCUAAUAUUGGCUUAAUAGGCGGGAACGCAAAGUUCCCAGGUUUUGCUCCAAGGCUCCUUUCCGAGCUGCGGUCUCUAGCUCCAGUGGACUGUGAAGUCGUCAUCUAUGAAUCGGAAAAUCCAAUCUUGGAAGCUUAUCGCUCCGCGAUGGCUUUCGCAAAUCAACCGGCUUACUCCGAUCGUAUAGUGACGAAGGCAGAAUAUCAAGAAGGCGGCAGCAAUGCCUGUCGGCGGAAAUUCAGAGACUGGAAGAAUGCGGGGAAGGAGAAAGACGGGUUAAAAAAUACCGGGAAGGGUAAAGAGCGGAUACGAGCUGAGGCGGAGAAUCCGGCGCCUUCCCAGACGUCCAAAGCUGUGAGGACGAGAACGAGAACGGUGUCGACUGCCAAGCGUCGGUGA